Puntigrus tetrazona (Sumatra barb) is the source of this 939-nucleotide messenger RNA. Its product is annotated as olfactory receptor 146-like. The transcript has a single exon. Lineage: Eukaryota; Metazoa; Chordata; Actinopteri; Cypriniformes; Cyprinidae. Bases 1 to 939 code for a protein of 312 amino acids. Gene Ontology annotation, cellular component: membrane. The record is from RefSeq and is a predicted model, not a curated record. Gene Ontology annotation, biological process: G protein-coupled receptor signaling pathway. Gene Ontology annotation, molecular function: olfactory receptor activity; G protein-coupled receptor activity.
AUGGACAACCUGACGUUUAGAUACAGCAUUCUUCUUGUGGAGGGACUCAAAGUUACACAUCAGUCCUCCUACCCUGUUUUUAUUGUGCUUUUCUUAGCUUAUAUUUUUGCAAUUGUAUCAAAUAUUACACUUAUAUUUAUCAUUUCAACAGAGAAGAAACUGCAUGACCCUAUGCAUUUUCUGUUCUGUAACCUGCCAGUAAAUGAUGUAAUAGGGACAACUGUCAUUUUGCCACGCCUAAUGCAAGAUAUUUUGAGAGAAGCCUCAGAGCGUUAUAUUACAUAUAUGGAAUGUGUUAUUCAAGCUUAUUUUGUGCAUGUAUUUACAGCAGCGUGUCACUAUGUGUUAAUGAUUAUGGCGUUUGACAGAUAUGUGGCUAUAUGCAAUCCACUGAGAUAUUCUGCUAUAAUGACCAAUAAAAUGGUUAUUAAACUAUCAGCAUUAGCCUGGGGGCUAGCAGUACUUAUGGUGACAAUAAUGAUAGGUCUGACUCUUCGUCUGACUCACUGCAGAUCAACAAUUGAAAACCCUUUCUGUGAUAAUGCCUCACUUUUUAAACUGUCCUGUGAAAAUGUAGCUAUUAACAAUGCAUUUGGACUUAUUUAUUCCAUAAUUAUAGCCUGUCUGUCAGCAGUAUCUAUAUUUAUAACAUACAUCAAGAUUGCUGUUCUAUGUAUAAGGAGCAAAAACAAAGCACUCAACAGCAAAGCUAUAAAAACCUGUAGCACUCAUUUAGCUGUUUAUAUAAUCAUGUUUAUUUCUGGAGCCAUUUUUAUUUUUCUUCAUCGUUUCCCUGAAUAUUCUGAAAGUAGGAAACUAGGUAGUAUAAUGUUUCACAUUAUUCCACCAGGAUUAAAUCCCUUAGUAUACGGUUUACAAACCAAAGAGAUAAGACAGAAUAUUGUUAAAGUUUGGAAGAGAAAAAUAUGGAAUUCUUGA